Molecule: messenger RNA, 1605 nt
Organism: Camellia sinensis
Lineage: Eukaryota; Viridiplantae; Streptophyta; Magnoliopsida; Ericales; Theaceae
Source: RefSeq, a predicted model, not a curated record
CUGAUUGGUCGCUUGGAAUUGAAGCACUAGAAUUUAUCUACCAAAAUUAUCUUAUCCACUCUUUCAUAUCCAAAUCACAGAACCCAUUGUGUUUUUGUUUUCAAAAAAGUCAUCAUCAACUCCUUAUAUAUCUUCACACAUUCACUGAAAGUUCCUUCAGUCCCAAAAGUUCAUCAAUUUGAAGGUGCUCUCAUCCAUGGCUCUCCAGUCUGCUGCUGCUGCUACUCUGCUUCCUUCUGCAUUCUCCAUCCCCAAAGAGGAAAUGUGGUACUUGUUGCAGAGCAAGUCAAGUGCAUAUUUGAAGAAUUCCACUCUCUUGGGAAUUUCACUCUCUGAUCAUGUCAAAGCUGAUUCCAGCUCUUGUUCAUUGAGAAUCAAGAGGGACUGCAACCAAAGAAACCUUGCAAUUCAAGCAGUGGCUACAACUCCAGCAAUCAACGUAUCCACCCCCGAGGCCAAAAAAACCCUGCGAAAGGGCAGUGUCGUGAUCACAGGAGCAUCCUCCGGCUUAGGCCUCGCCACCGCCAAAGCCCUAGCUGAAACCGGCAAAUGGCAUGUUAUCAUGGCCUGCAGGGACUUCCUGAAAGCCGAGAGAGCAGCCAAGUCAGCCGGCAUUGCCAAGGACAAUUACACCGUCAUGCAUUUGGACCUAGCGUCGCUUGACAGUGUCAGGCAGUUUGUUGACAACUUCAGGCGAUCGGGGCGGCCUCUCGAUGUGCUGGUCUGCAAUGCAGCUGUGUAUCUGCCUACUGCCAAGGAGCCUACUUUUACUGCUGAUGGGUUUGAGCUUAGUGUUGGGACUAAUCAUCUUGGACACUUUCUUUUGUCAAGGUUGAUGAUGGAGGACUUGAAGCAAUCCGAUUAUCCGUCAAAAAGACUCAUCAUUGUCGGUUCGAUUACAGGUAACACAAACACCCUGGCUGGAAAUGUGCCUCCAAAGGCCUACCUAGGGGACAUGAGGGGGCUUGUUGGGGGUUUGAAUGGCCUGAACAGCUCGGCAAUGGUCGACGGUGGCGAAUUCGAUGGCGCCAAGGCAUACAAAGACAGCAAGGUCUGCAACAUGCUCACCAUGCAAGAGUUCCACCGUCGCUACCACGAGGAAACCGGGAUCACAUUCGCUUCUCUUUACCCGGGUUGCAUUGCCACCACAGGCUUGUUCAGGGAACACAUCCCCUUGUUCCGGAUCCUCUUCCCUCCAUUCCAGAAGUACAUCACAAAGGGUUUUGUAUCCGAAGAAGAAUCCGGAAAGCGACUUGCUCAGGUUGUGAGUGAUCCGACUUUGACAAAGUCCGGUGUCUACUGGAGCUGGAACAAGGACUCAGCCAACUUUGAGAACCAGCUGUCUCAAGAAGCCAGUGAUGUGGAGAAAGCUCGUAAAGUAUGGGAACUUAGUGAGAAACUUGUUGGUUUGGCAUAAAUGGCGGCUUCGAGAUGAGAUUCUUAAAAUCAGACUAAUCUCGUGGAGGUAGAGGACUUCACUGAGUAUUGGGAUCCUGUUGUGAGUGUAGAAUUUAGUUAUGUUGCUGUGCCUCGGUAUAAGCCAGUGUGGAUAAUAAAAUCAGUCGCCUUGUUUUCUUCUAGCAAUUUAUUUGGUUAGUUUCAGCA